UCAUCUGGGCUUUUAAAGGGUGAGAGCCAGGGGCUCGCGCAGUUGCCCUGAAGGGAGCUUGCUAGCUGGUUAGGAGAAGGGGGAAGGAAGUCGGGGCGCUAGGAGCGCUCUGGCUGCCGGCCCGUAGAAGAGGGACCGUGGUAUAGAGGAAAGCAGCCACAGAUGCCGAAUCCCUUCCAGGUCCGGGUGGUCCAGCUGUCCCUACUCGGUUAUUUUUAGAAGUCGAAAGGGUGAAGGAAGGUGUUGGGAGCAGUCUUCCUUCCCACUGUUUCCCCCGGUCGCCCCUCCUGAUGCUUAAUCCUGGCACAGUUCUACCCCUCCCCGACGCUCCCCCUUCCCCCGGCACUGGCAUCCUAGUAUAAUGGAAAGCGCCUUGGAUCUGGAAAUAGAAAUCCUGCGUUCUAGUCCUCCCUUUGCUACUUAGCGCUGCUGGGUUGACCUCAGGUUUCUAGAAGAGAGUGAGGAUUAGUCCCCUCACCUCCCUAUGGGCAGCUGGCAAGCAGGAGAGAACCUGCAGCUUUGCCUGGCACACCGUCCACCUUUGGUUUGUGCUGCGCUUGCUUUGUUGCUGCUUGGGGCUUCAGGUCUAGGCCUCGGUGGUUUUAUCCUUAACCAUGGCGAUGGGCUCCGAAAUCCUGAUAUCCCUCAGGACUGGGUCACCUUCAUGAGGUCUCUGGGGCAACUGACUCUGUGCCCUUGGAAUAAGACUGCUGCAGAGAAACCCCCUGGGCCUGAGUCUCAUACUGUGAAACUGCUGACCAGUUUAAACUUAGGAGACAGCAUCAAGAAAAACAGGACUCAGCAACUACGGGCCACUGUCCGUGGUCUCCAACUGGGACAAAGUGGUUCUUCUGCAGAGGAGCUAGUAUUGAUCACAGCCCUGGUGCCAGUAGAAAAAACCUCUGGGACUUGCCUGGUUUUCAGUGCAGCCCCUAAAAUCCUGCCCUCCAGCCAACCACCCACAUCCUGCUUAGAGGAAGAGGAAGGAGAUACAGUGAACACACAUGCUGUUGAGAGUUCCAAGCCAGAAGAAGAAUGUUAUGAUGUCUGGAGCCAUGAGGGCCUUAUUCUCACCAAGCUACUUACUAUGGAGGAACGUGUUUUGUGUGGUUCCAGACUUCUCUACUUCAGCUGCUUUCUCCUCUUCUUCUUUGGCUUCCUAUGCUGCUUUGCAGCAAUCUGUAGCCAUCCACGUUGGGAUACACCUUGGCAGAGGACCCAUAUCUAAACUCAAUGGCUUCAGGCUGUGCUUUGCUUAAAGGUCUGUGAUUCAUGUUCUGUAGGCUCAUCUGGGCCCCUUGAGUUGGAUCAGAUGGGAGGGGGGAACUAAAAGAGGGACUGAGGACCAUUAAAAAUAUUUCUUAUUCCUACUGUGA
Molecule: messenger RNA, 1376 nt
Organism: Trichosurus vulpecula (common brushtail)
Lineage: Eukaryota; Metazoa; Chordata; Mammalia; Diprotodontia; Phalangeridae
Gene: TMEM219
Product: transmembrane protein 219
Exons: 6
Coding region: 485-1228 (247 amino acids)
Source: RefSeq, a predicted model, not a curated record